AUCCGAUAAUUUUCCAAUUACUUAUUUCUCGUUGUUUCUAUGACAAUAUUACAUUUAACCUUGCACACCGCAAGUACACACAUGUUCAAACAACCAUAAGACGUCAACUGCCCAACGCACCUCAAUUGCCGGUAACACCAUGGAGCUCCAUAAACCCCGGCAAACGCGUCAAGAUCCCACAAAGGCCUUUCGGCAGCAUCCCGAGGCCGCGCAGGGGUUGCGUGUCUUUUUUCGAGUGUGCCGAUACAGGGGAUGCAGUUGAGAAGCCCACGAAGGUGAAAAUUAUACUAGUGACAUGCAAAGGAGCUCCAAUGGAAGAGGAGAAAAAGAGGUCUAAACUACAACACUACCGCUACAUUCAAAAUAUUCUUACGAACAAACCAUGCAAAGCAUGCAAUCCAAUCGAAGUGGAAAUACGACAGAGAUACGAUAAGCUCAUAGAGACAAACACUCUAUACUAUAUGAUUCUGGUUGAAUUAACAUGCGCAUCCACGGCGGUAGCAUCAUUGCUCACGGAUUACAGGAAAGAAAAGUUAACGUUCAGAGCGUGGCUACCGUUCGACUACUCUUCGACAGCGUUAUUCCACUUUACGUAUUUUCAUCAAUUAAUCAGUUUGACAGUUGGAUCUGUCUUGCAUGUCGCUUGCGAUGGUCUUAUUUGCGGAUUAUUGUUGCAUAUAUGCUGUCAACUAGAAAUACUAAGUUGUCGUUUCAAAGAUAUUGUACAUAAUCCGAAAAUACUUCGCGACUGUGUUAUUCAACACAAUCUUCUAUUUAAAUUUGCUUUUAUAUUAAACAAAAAAUUUAGGUUUACUAUCACUUUUCAGUUUAUAGUAAGUACAUUAGUGGUGUGCUUUACUUUAUAUCAGCUAACUAAGACUAGCGGAAAAUUUGUUGAAUUAGGUAUGUACAUGUCGUGCAUGCUUACACAAAUCUUUUUGUAUUGCUGGUACGCGAAUGAAGUCAAAUUGAAG
Wasmannia auropunctata (little fire ant) is the source of this 974-nucleotide messenger RNA. RefSeq names its product putative odorant receptor 71a. Gene Ontology annotation, biological process: detection of chemical stimulus involved in sensory perception of smell; sensory perception of smell. Gene Ontology annotation, molecular function: odorant binding; olfactory receptor activity. The transcript has 6 exons. Gene Ontology annotation, cellular component: plasma membrane. The annotation marks the transcript as partial. Lineage: Eukaryota; Metazoa; Arthropoda; Insecta; Hymenoptera; Formicidae. The record is from RefSeq and is a predicted model, not a curated record.